Molecule: messenger RNA, 2488 nt
Organism: Carassius carassius (crucian carp)
Lineage: Eukaryota; Metazoa; Chordata; Actinopteri; Cypriniformes; Cyprinidae
Gene: neff1
Product: neuronal intermediate filament family member 1
Exons: 4
Coding region: 3-1775 (590 amino acids)
Cellular component (GO): intermediate filament
Molecular function (GO): structural molecule activity
Source: RefSeq, a predicted model, not a curated record
AGAUGCCGGUGUGCCAUCCCGACUGGCACUCUCUCUCUCUCUUUCUCUUUCUCUGUCUUCCCACAUCCACAUACUUCACUCACUCGGUCUGUGAUCUCGACCAUUUCAGCAUGAGUUAUUCCGGCGACAUGUACACGAGCAGCUCCUACAGGAAGAUUUUUGGAGAUGCGCCACGGCGCGUCCCCGUGGGCAGCAGCCCGUCCCGGGUGACGGUGAGUUAUCGCUCUGGACCCCAGCAGCAGCACCGCACAUACGGCUCUCCAUCCCCCAUGAUUACCUCCUCAAGUUACAGGACCAAACUCGGAUCCAGCCGCGGCGGUGGCUUCCAGUCCAUGCAGGACAGCGUGGACCUGACGCAGACCACCGCAAUCACCAACGAGCUGAAGAUCAUCCGCACCAACGAGAAGGAGCAGCUGCAGGGCCUGAACGACCGCUUCGUGACGUUCAUCGAGAAGGUGCACAACCUCGAGCAACACAACAAAGUUCUGGAGGCGGAGGUCGCGCUGCUGCGCCAGCGCCACAACGAGCCGUCGCGCCUGCACGACCUCUACGAGCAGGAGAUCCGCGAGAUGCGCGCGCGCGUCGAGGAGCUGACGCACGAGAAGAGCCAGAUGCACCUGGACUGCGUGCAGAUGAACGAGGCUUUGGAGCGCGUCAAGGAGAAGCUGGACGAGGAGACCCGACUGCGGGAGGAGGCCGAGAACAGCCUGAAGGGAUACCGCAAGGACGUGGACGACGCCACCCUGUCCCGCCUGGAGCUCGAGAAGAAAGUUGAGUCCCUGCUGGAUGAGAUCGCGUUCCUCAGGAAAGUGCACGAGGAGGAGAUGCAGGAGUUACAGGCGUCGCUUCAGGCCAGCCAGGUGUCUGUUGAGAUGGACGUCAGUAAGCCUGACCUUGCAGUGGCCCUGAAGGACAUUCGUGCCCAGUACGAGUCUCUCUCUGCCCGGAACCAGCAGCAGGCGGAGGAAUGGUACCACUCUAAGUUCACUACUGUAACUGAGCAAGCAGUGCGUAACAACGACGCUCUGAAGCAGACCAAGGAUGAGCUGUUUGAGUACCGCAGACAGCUGCAGGCCCGCACGCUGGAGAUCGAGGCCCUGAGAACCCAUAAUGAGGCCUUAGAGAGACAGCUGGCAGACAUGGAGGACAGCCACAACAACGAGAUCGGCGAGCUACAGGACACUAUUCAGCAGCUGGAAUCUGCUCUGAGGAGCACAAAAGGUGAGAUGUCCCGCCACCUGCGCGAAUACCAGGACCUGCUGAAUGUCAAGAUGGCACUGGACAUUGAGAUCGCAGCCUACCGGAAGUUGCUGGAAGGUGAGGAAUGCCGUCUGAGCUCAGUGGGCGGAGCCAUGCUGCAGUCUGCCUACUCUUAUCCAUCGAGCCGCACUUAUGCUCUAAGCACCUACAGAAAGGUCGAAGCCAAACCUGAAACAGAGGAAGAAGAAGAGCAAGAAGAGGAGGAGGAGAAGGAAGAAGAAGAAGGAGAGGAGGAGGGAGGAGAGGAAGGAAAGGAGGCCGAGGAAGGAGAAGAACAGGAGGAAGGACACGAGGAGGAGGAAGAACAGGAGGAUGAGAAGGAAAAGGAAAAAGUUGAUGAGAAGAAGGAAAAGGAAGAAAAGAAGAGCCCAAAGGAACAGAAAGAGAAUGAGAAGGAGAAAGAGAAAGAAAAGGAAAAGGAGAAAGAGAAGGAAAAGGAGAAGAAGAGCGAUAGCAAUAAGGCAGACAGCAAGAGUGAAAAGGGCGAAAAGGCUGCUGAGGUCAAGAGCAAGUAAAGCUGCGUACCAUCACCGAUCUGCUAUACUGCUAUACUUCACUCACUCACACUCCGUGUCCUCCUUACCUCCCUGGCCCUCUGCCAAAUUCACAUCAACACACAACACCACCACCAAACUAACAUCAUCCACCCAUCUUCACUUUCAUUUCACUAGGUAUGGCUGAUUUCAUCUACUGAUGUAUCAGGAUCUCUGCGGGAAAAGCAAUGAGUCAGUAAAUGGAAUGCUGGCUAAUUUUCUGUAUAGCACUCAAGAGAUUAAACAGCAUCUGUGCAGAGAGUAUAUGAAGUAGUUCAGCCAAAAAUGGUAAUUUUGUCAUCAUUUACUUUCUUUCAAAAAGAGAUAUUAGGCAGAAAGUUGGAGUUUGUGUUUUUUAAUACAACAGAAGUGCAUGCUGAGUAAACUUCAGAGCUCAUUGAAGUAUCAUAAUUAUUGUUCGUGCAAUUUGUGCAAGUCUUCUGAUGUUGUAUGAUUUGUGUGACGUAACUUCUGAAAUAUAAUCUUCAUAUAUCACUUGCUUUCAAAACAUAAACUGAUUGUUCACCCGGAAAUGAAAAUGUUGUCAUCAUUUAGUCUGUCAUUCUAAAACCAUUAGACUUUGGUCAAUCCAGGUAACUUAAACUUAAAAGAUCCAGAAAAGGUUAAGGCUUCAUAAUGGUGAUUAAAUGAUCACAGAAUUUUCAUUUUUGGGUCAAGACCUAGCAGAAAAAAAA